CCUUGAGCAUGUCAACCGUAGCCUCAUCAUUAGAUCUGCCUGGAUGAUUGCUUACAACCAAGAUCCUCAUCUCUCUUCCGUCAUCAAAGCUAAAUACUUUCCCUUUAACUCUUUCUGGACUGCGCCUUCUCAUGGGGCAAAAUCAGUCUUCUGGUCUUCCAUUAUGCAGGUCAAAAAUGAGCUCACUUCAAAUUGCUUCUACCAGAUUUUGCAAGGUAACUCCAAUAUUUGGUCUCAGCCUUGGUGUCCUAUAUGGAAUAACAUGCAUGCAUACUUAACCUUAAGCACUCAGGGUGAGCAAAUACCAAACAUUGUCUCUGACUUGUGGCUUCCAAAUUCUAAAAGGUGGGAUGAGGAAAAAAUUACUCACUUCUUUGGGCAACAAGCUGCUCAAUCUAUUUUGCAGGUUCCAGUUUCUCAACAUGAAGGUGAGGACAUUCUAUGCUGGAAACCAGUGGCAUCGGGUAUUUGCACAGCCAAGGAGGCUUAUAGGCACCUUGCAGGUCAACAUUUUCAGCCCAUUCCACAACAAGGAGAGAGAUCCCUACCAAUUCCUAUACUAACAUUGCUGAAUCAGAUCUGGAAAGAUGGAUUAAUGCAGCCAAGAGUCAAAACUUUUGCCUGGAGAUUAUUGAGGCAAGCCAUAGCCACAGGUGAGAGAGCUGGAAGAUAUUCCUCUCACAUAGAUGAAAAUUGUAAAAGGUGUGGCAUUCGAGAAAAUGAUCAUCACUUGUUUUUCACUUGUGUUUUUGCAAGAGCUGUUUGGUUCUCAGCUGACCCCCCUUUAAGAUCUGAUGUUUUACCAGAAGAUGAUACUGGGAUUCAUUCUCCUAUCAUUUUUUUGUUUCAAACUGGUGUUCAUAAAGUUCACAUCCAUAAAGUUUUUACAACUCUGUGGUUCAUUUGGAAAGCUAGAAAUGAUCAUAGGUUCAAUUCGAAAGUUUGGACAGUUCAGCAAGUUCACCAUUUAACCAAUGCCACCGUCCAAGCUUUUAACCCUUUUGCAGGUACACAGCAUAAUAAUCAAUGCAUACAGGAGCAAGAGAACAGCACUGCACUCAUUAAGCAUUCCCAUGGUGUACAAGACCAUGUAGAAGCACAGGUUAUAGUACAACGUGUUCAGAUUGGAGGAGCAGCCAAUGCACAUCAAGAUGAUAUCUCCAGAUCAGUGCAACACAUACAGGAGGGGGAACAAGGUCCACAACAACUUCAAAGGCAACUAAAUAUUUCAGGUAUAUUCAUCACGGCACAGAUCUUUCAAGCUCAUGGACCUUUGAUGGCCGAAGCACAAGCUGUCAGUCUUGCAGCAAAAGUGGUGAAGUCUCUAGGCCUCAACCAAGUGACUUAUAUUUCAGAUAAUCAAACUUUGGUGACAGCCCUGCACAAAGGCGAUAUCAUUACAACGCCGGGUCACUGGAACUUGCGACCAAUUCUUGCUGAGUUCUUUAACAACAAUAGAGAAAUUCUAUUCGAAGCUAGAAAGAUUCGAAGAGAACUUAACAAGAUGGCUCACAGCCUGACCCGAAAAGCUUGGAAUCAACCUGACAGGACAUCCUGUUCUUUCAUGUGUAACAAUCUCUUUCAUGAUCAACAAUGUCCAGUACUCGAGGCAUUGCAAUCUUCUUCCUGGGGUGACUUUCACCUUUGUAGAAUUACUUGUGUUUAAUUGAAGUUCCG
This is a messenger RNA of Phragmites australis (common reed), 1677 nucleotides long. RefSeq lists its product as uncharacterized. Gene Ontology annotation, molecular function: RNA-DNA hybrid ribonuclease activity; nucleic acid binding. The transcript has 2 exons. The record is from RefSeq and is a predicted model, not a curated record. NCBI's taxonomy places the organism in Eukaryota, Viridiplantae, Streptophyta, Magnoliopsida, Poales, Poaceae. The coding region runs from base 44 to 1666 and encodes 540 amino acids.